Molecule: messenger RNA, 2705 nt
Organism: Lolium perenne
Lineage: Eukaryota; Viridiplantae; Streptophyta; Magnoliopsida; Poales; Poaceae
Source: RefSeq, a predicted model, not a curated record
UCCGGUUUCAUCAGUUCCUAGCGUGACACGUCCAAGCGGUGGUGUCCCACCAUCAGCAACCAGAGAACUCCAGGCCUCUAUCGCCAAUUCGCGACUAGAUGAAAAGGAGGAGCCGACUACUCUCCUCCCAACACUGCCGACCGACGUACCCUUGGGCUGCAUCGCCGCCGCCCACAUCCUUCCCUGGGGUUCGGCGCCCUCCUCUCUCCCUGGCUCAUCUUCCUCCUUGGGCAGCUAGCGGCAUGGAGGAGAAAUUGGCCACCUCAUCUCCUUCAUGAGGUGCCUGGUGACGUGGGCGAGCUCUGUGCCCUCUUCUCCCUCUCGAGGUGGUCGGCGAUGCGGUGGAGGAGCUCGACAUCCCCCUUUCCCUACCGGGCGGUAUGGCUACCGACGGAUCUGACGCGCCCAGAUGUAUUUACCCUAGCUCCCUGGCGAUCCCUCGCUCUCUCUCUCUCUCUCUCUCCGAGACGCGGUGGCGAACACGGCGUGCAGGACGAGAGGAGUUGCCUCUCGCCGGCAGUUCACAGCGCACAGUCUGCCGGCCAGGGAGGUGCUCCCGUACCCAUCGGCGGUGACCUGGCUGAAGGAAGUCGGUCUCUCUCUGCUCACAUACGGCCUGCUCAAGUUGGAUGUGUUUAAUGGGUCAGCGUGAGAAGGGGACGUAUUGCCUGGCCCGAUUCCCAUCUCUCAAAUUUAGAUGGAUGCAUAUAUGCAUAUUAUAAGGCUGCACUAUUUCCUGCUGUUUGUUUUGAUUCGUUUUAUUGUUCCUUCUUCUCAUGAAGCCGUCUGUUGCUGUUGGUAUUCUGGUGGUACAUGCCUCAUGUUAUAUUAUUUGACUCGUGGUUAAAUAGAGAACCAAAAUAAGUAACUGCUUCGUAUGCAAAUAAAGAAUUGCCAGUCUUACUAAGCGAUUUUAUGUUUCUGAUUUCCGUAACCAGAUUUCAUUAGCAUUGCCUUUGUACAUUUUAAAUUUUCCUAGAAGUACUUGCUCCUUAAUUUAAUUGCACCAUGGUAUGGUCAAUCUACACAAGAAUAAGUCUCAGUUUGUUUGCUCUUUUGUAUGCCAGCACUGAUUGCACAAGAGUUACUCUAGGAAACCAAUUGCGCCUUUGGUUCUGUAAAUGUUCAUCCCAAAUCUUGGUUGAUUAAGCAAAUUCUUGCAAAGUUUGGUGCUAUGUCAAUCCCUUAGCUUAACAUUAUUUUCAUUAUUAAUGUCCAUACCAGUAGUCGUGCUUGAAAUGCGCAAUGAUUUAACAUGAUACUCACGUGCCUUUAUCCUGGUGUAGUAAAAACGUUGACCAACGGGGGAAUGAUUCCUCCCUUGGCCAUACGUUGAUAGGUAGGAUGAGACUCUCCCCGCAGAUGAACGCGGAUGGAUGAUAACCCUGUUUAUUCGCCCCUCCUGCGAAAUUACCGCGGAUGGGGAUUCGAACCCGGGUGGGCUGGCUGCGCACUCGCUUGCCUUGCCACUGAGCUAGAACUCAGUUCUCUAUCCUGGUGUAGUACAUUGGAACCCAUAGAAACAUGAGCUUAAUUUUGUUUUGCAUGAUUGUAGGUCAUAUGUCACAUGUUUCAAUCAAGUACCGAAUUCUCCUGCUGUUUUUUUUUUUCCAUUCUGAAAAUCUAGCUUUUAUCAUGUCAAAUUCAGUAUUCAUAGCAUUGAUGGCAUCUCAUGUUUCAGUCAAGUGCACCAAAUUCUCCUGUGAUUUUUCUUCUAAAAUCUAGCUUCUAGCGGUUCUUCUUAAGUUAUCAUUUUCUUCGUGCAUGGGAAAACUUUCCAACCUUCCAGCUCCUUAUUUUUUGUGUGGUCUCUCUUACCUUGCAGAUAUUAGUCUCCUGUGUGGGUGUAACUUGGCAGUUCCUAUAGUCAAUACAAUCACAACCAAAUUUAGUAAGGAUACAGUGCUAACAAACUGAUGGUCAUACAGUUGGUUUGCAAGAUUACCCCCACGAUGAAAUCAGCAUCAGGGAGCUAUGUACGUUGCACAUGAAUUUGGUAUCACAAGAAUCUUCGCUUUCAAAAGCACUUCUGUAACAUGUUGGGGCGUCAACAUACCAAUUCCUGAGAUGGACAUUCUACUUGAGAGUCUCCGCAUCAUUAUGUGGCAAUGCCCGGGUAGUACAAAGAAGGAACCAAUUGAAACAACUCUUUAUGCUCUGGCCAUAGAGCCCAUAGAGACUCUUGUGGGGGCAACAACAGAAACUGAAAAUAGAGGUCAGAGAGGUAAACAAUCCACACGAUUGGUGGUUUUGUUCAUGUACAGCCUUUCAGUCACGUUGAAUUGAACAAUGGGAACAAGACAGUGUUUGGCCCACUCAUGUUCCUGGGUGACAACAUGAUUUCUUUCACAAGCAAAGAUGCAAUUCUGCUUGUGGAAACCACCAAAGGGUGAGCCGACUUCGUCCCUUCUACAAUUACCAAUACAGUAGGCAAAACAUGUGUUGUUGUCGCCGAAGUCAUAGGAAGCUCUUGAUGCCAUCUGAAUGGUCAACACCACAGGGCCAACAGAGCCAUCCUCCAGUCACUUUUUUACCCUCCCGUGUAAAAGCUUAUCACUGUAACCUAUGUAUCUUCUCAUGUAUCACCCUUUAUUGUACUUGCUCCUACGUGUAACUUCGCCUCGAACAGGAACCAUAUGUAAACAAACCAAUUCCUCUAUGAUAUAAAUAAAUCUACCGCAAGCAGCAGUCUCUUCUUUCUUGAA